AUGAUUUUCCCCGCUGAUCCACCUGGUGAUGAAAUGACAGACAUCUUAUCAAGACUUCCUAUCGAAGAUCUCAUGAAAUUCAGGUCUGUUUGCAAAUCUUGGUCUAAUUUCAUUAGAGAUCCUUGUUUUAUUAACAUGCAUAUGAAUCAACGUUCAUUAUAUAAGGAAAGCUAUUUGAUCGGUAAAGAUAUCUUGGAUGUCACAAAAAAUGAGUGUUGCACUUUGUACUCCGAUGAAACAUUUGCCGAGCACAAGAAAUUAGAAUUUCCUUUGUGUGAAUCGACUAAAAGUUUUGAAGUUUUUGGUUGUUGCAAUGGUGUUCUCUUUCUUCUUUACCCUAUAACUCCUAGAUCUAGUAGCAAAAUGUAUUUUUGGAACCCAGCCACAAAAAUGAUCAAGAAUCUUUGUAGAUCCCCCGUGCAGCUUCCUGAUGUUUCUAAUCACCUAGUGUUUGGGUUUGCCUACGUUCCUCAAUUGGAUGAAUAUAAGGUGGUCAGAAUUUUGUAUCAUGAGGAAAGGAAUCUCACAGACCCCCCAACACUUCCGCCUAUUGUUGAAAUUUACUCAUUGAAAACAAAUUCUUGGACAAAAAUUGAGAUUGAACUCUCAUACUUUAUUACCAGUCAUAUGGCAAAGGCAUUUCUUGAUGGAUCUGCAUAUUGGCUUGCACGAAAGGCUAAUGAAUCUGACUACGAUGACUUCAUUGUGUCUUUCAAUAUGGCUGACCAUGUUUUUGAAGAAAUACCACUCCCAGUGUCUAGCUCUGAUGAUGGUGCAUUAACUGGAUCAUUAGCAGUCUUUUGUGAUUCAAUUUACCUAUUUGCACAUAAUUCACUGGAGUGGUGGCAUAUGGAUGAUGGGUGA
This is a messenger RNA of Capsicum annuum, 864 nucleotides long. RefSeq names its product putative F-box protein At3g16210. Bases 1 to 864 code for a protein of 287 amino acids. NCBI's taxonomy places the organism in Eukaryota, Viridiplantae, Streptophyta, Magnoliopsida, Solanales, Solanaceae. The transcript has a single exon. The record is from RefSeq and is a predicted model, not a curated record. Gene Ontology annotation, molecular function: protein binding.